Messenger RNA from Colius striatus (speckled mousebird), 2226 nucleotides. It is a transcript of the gene SLC67A2, whose product is annotated as major facilitator superfamily domain containing 9. Gene Ontology annotation, biological process: transmembrane transport. The coding region runs from base 20 to 1438 and encodes 472 amino acids. Gene Ontology annotation, cellular component: membrane. The transcript has 6 exons. The record is from RefSeq and is a predicted model, not a curated record. Gene Ontology annotation, molecular function: transmembrane transporter activity. Lineage: Eukaryota; Metazoa; Chordata; Aves; Coliiformes; Coliidae.
CGCGCCGCCGGCACUGCGCAUGCCCAGAGCCGCCGCGCCACCGGCUGCCCCGUGGCGCGGGACUGCUGUUGGCCGGAUGGAGGAAGAAGAGGAGGAGGAUGGAGGCCGAAGAGCCGAUGCGAAAUCAGCGGCGUCCGGCCGCUUCGUGCGGUGCCUUUACGCGGUGGGCUUCCUGGAUUUAUUUGGUGUGAGCAUGGUUGUUCCUUUAAUGAACCAUCAUAUCAAAUCUCUAGGAGCAAGUCAUACAGUUGCUGGAAUAAUAGGAUCUCUGUAUGGUAUAAUGCAACUAUUUUCCAGCACAUUUGUGGGCUGCUGGAGUGAUAUAGUAGGAAGACGGUAUUCCUUGCUUGCUUGUAUUCUUCUCAGUGCACUGGGCUACUUCCUUCUUGGAAUAUCCACCACUGUGUACCUGUUUGCCAUUUCUAGAGUCCCUGUAGGUAUUUUCAAACACACUCUCUCCAUCUCCAAGGCUCUGCUGUCUGACUUGGUUUCUGAGAGAGACCGUCCUUUAGUAAUGGGACGCUUCAACGCAGCCUCUGGUGUGGGCUUCAUUCUGGGACCUGUUGUUGGAGGCUACCUCACAGAGCUGGAAGAUGGCUUCUAUCGAACGUCCUUCAUCUGUGCCUCCAUCUUCCUUCUGAACGCUGGUCUCGUCUGGAUGUUACCCUGGAGCGAAGAAAACACUGGCAAUGUGGAGCGUCAACAAGGCGAGAAAGAGAAAGGCAGUUUCUCAGCAAAAGCAGAUGGUGACCUGUGCUUGAAAUCAGCUGCUAAUGGAGCUGUGGCAAACGACAGUCUUUUCCAGUCUCCGUGGAUCCAAGCUGCAACAGUGCUGAAGAGGAUUAAAGAAAUUGCUUGCUCUGACCUGUGGGAUAUAUUUUUAGUGCGAUUGCUGAUGUCUGUUGCCAUACUGCUGUACUACAGCAAUUUUAGUCUGGCCUUGGAGGAGAGAUUUGGGGUGAAACCCUUGCUCACUGGCUACCUGUUGAGUUAUAGCAGUGCACUCGGAGUCCUGGCUGGUUGUCUGCUUGGACCAAUAACGAGACUCUAUCAGCACAACACUUACAGAAUUUUGUUGCACUCCAGCACUUUCACCUGCACGUUGAUUCUCCUGUACGCAUCAGCGCUGAGCAUAUGGAUGGUCAUUUUGUCUUCCACGUUCUUGGCCUUUUCAACUACCAUAGGUCGUACUUGUAUCAUUGACCUCGAGUUGACCAUUGGUGGGAACGAGGCCAGCGGUACGCUCCUGGGUGUUGGACAAUCCGUGACAUCAGUGGGACGUAUAGUUGCUCCGCUUCUUUCUGGAAUUGCUCAGGAGUUCAGUCCGUGUGGCCCUCCAAGCCUAGGGGUUGCACUAGCUUUAGUAGCUAUUCUGAUCAUGAAUGCCAACAAACAGAAAUACUGUAGCCAGGGAGAUGUUAAGUUAAAAAAUCAAUAGCUGACAACUGGGAUCGCGUAGGUGCAUCUUACAAGAGAGGCAAAAUGAAUCAACCUCCGGUGCUGCUUUCACCUGAUGUACAAUAGUAACAGAGUCUGCAGAGAACACAGCACAUUUACAUGGAGGCAAGUACAUACAAAUAUUUCUGCUGCAGGGAUGUUAACUCUAGAGAAAUGUUAUUCUAAGUGGUACCACUAGAACUCUUCUGAGAAGGACAGGUGUUGCUGUAUAGUACCGGCUGGGAUUUUUUAUGGAUUUGUAACUUUUUUUGGUGGGGAAAAAUAAAUGACAUGAAGUAUGCAAACCCUGCUUGUAGCUCACAUUUGAAACAGUAUUUAGAUUGAGGGAUUGUUAAAAGGCAAAAAUUGAUUCUUAUUGUUUGAUCAGAAGUGAAUCUUUGUUACUUAAUCAGAAGGAGACUUUGCAAUAUAGCUCGUUAGUCUUAAUUCUGUAUGCUGUGGUGUGCUGCCAUUUGUGUUCUGUGACAAUAACUUAAUUAGCAGGGGAUUAGUUUCUGUGAUUUUUGUUAAGCAUACUUUGUCUGCAAAACUUGCUGUGCAGAGAUGAAGCACCUAGGGGCAGCCAUCUGACCCCUGCUGAUUCCUGUUUUUCCCCAGGUAAUAGAAUUGAGCAUGUGCUAACAUCAUGUAUUAGAAGGCCUAAAAUGGACAGUUUUAGAAUAAUGAGGGGGGAGUCAUUCAAUGUAAGCUUCAUUCCAACUUGAGCUGGUGGUUUCUGUUCAGUAAUAACUUCUACUGAGCAUCUUUAUAAUAAAUUAUUUAUUAAUA